GCACCGACGCCUCCAAAUUGCCCUUCACCCUUUUCCCCCUUCCUCUUCCCUCUCCUGCGUGCAGCAUUCGCAGGUUUGGGGUGACCCAAGACCGUCACUUUUUUCUUGGUGCCAGUGUGUGGUCGCCACACGGGCAGUGAGGAAGUAUGACGCGGGCUCAAUGCUGAGCUGUGAUUUGCUGGAGCUCAGCCAUUCACUUUGAGCUCUGGAUGGUCACCACAGCAAGCAUAAAGCUGGAAGAGGAAGAAGAAAAGAAGAGAAGAAAACAGACAGCGAAAAAAAAGAGGACAACAAGACAAGAAAAAAACCGAGAAAAAGAAGAGAGCUUAUCCGCGACAGCAGGUGGCAGAGCAGAGGAAAAAAAGAAGAGGCAGGCCAAUGCAUAUCCCAUCUCAGAGGCAUUCAUAUCCGGCAGCCCAGAGCGGCAAAAGCAGACAGUCAGAAGCAGAAGCAGUGCAGAGCAGAGCAAAAGCAAUUCGUCCGUUGGAGACAGAGUUGCUGCUGCUGCAGCCCCGAGCGUCACGAAAGAAUGGGCAUUAGCUUGGCCAAUCUUUCCCCAUUUUAUCCCCAUCAGCUCAUUCUUCCGUUCCCUCAUUGCCCGCCGCCGCCCGCAGAGAGCAAGAAAAAAAACAGCGCUCAGUCAUCAUUCACAAAGCCAGUUUACCAGCAGCAUCCACACAAAAGCAAUUCCAUCCAUUCGAUCGUUUCUUGGUACAAUCCAUUUCCGAAUCUGCACUACUACAGUUCAGCGGUUACUAACUCUUUGACUUUUUGCAAAAAAAGACUCAGUCGACAAUCGCAAAGAUGGAGCAGUGGACGAUUCCGCCGCAGCCUAUGCCCGCCAUGACAACGGAGUACACUGUUUACCCCAACUCCACCAACCACCCCAAUGGCCUUCAGUAAGUACCUCUUUCCUUGUACCUUUUUCGUAUCUGUCUGUCCCUUCCUUCCCUCUCCCAAACCCCUCCCAAAGAUACCUCACUCGGUGCCUCGAGUCCAAGACACGAACCGUCGUCUCUCUUCUGUUCUGUC
Molecule: messenger RNA, 1032 nt
Organism: Neurospora tetraspora
Lineage: Eukaryota; Fungi; Ascomycota; Sordariomycetes; Sordariales; Sordariaceae
Exons: 1
Coding region: 210-767 (185 amino acids)
Source: RefSeq, a predicted model, not a curated record